Molecule: messenger RNA, 1620 nt
Organism: Saccoglossus kowalevskii
Lineage: Eukaryota; Metazoa; Hemichordata; Enteropneusta; Harrimaniidae
Source: RefSeq, a predicted model, not a curated record
AUGUUUGGAUACGGUUCUUUUGAACCAAUACCAAGAAUGCCUCGCCCUGAUUUAUUGCAAGUCAUCGAGGCCGAAGAAAUAUUCCGACUGUCACUGAUGAAAGAAAGGAAAAGCAUUCAAGAAUGGCUUUACUCUGUCAAAGUCAACAGACUUUUCAGUAAACUACCACAUCCCGAUAUGCUGGACUGCAUCAGUAGUUUUCUCUUGGACGACUGGAUUUUUUUGCGCAACAGAUUUAUGUAUGAAAACGGUCGUGACUGGCUGGCUUCUAUCGAUAUUCGGAACCCGCUCACGACAGAAGACUUGUUAGAGCGAACUCCAAUGUUUAUUUCGACAAGGAAUGUUAGUAAGCUUUCCCAGUGGAUCAAUGGUGGUGCCAGUGAUCAACGGGAUGAUAACAAAGAAUGUAUACAAAGGCGUACAAAGCUGUCUGAGGAAGAGAAAGCUACCAAUGUUAUUCUACAGGAAAUACUAGCGCACUUGGCCGACAAAGUGCGCAAAGUAGAAGAACAAAACGUGCCUUUCUUCACAGUGACCGAUGUAAGUAAAGAACUGAUGACGUCACUGCAAAAAGACUUCACUGAGACGAUCGGCAGUAAGAAAAAUGAUAAAAAAGGAGUCAAUAAGUCCGAUAAAUACGUGAAAGCUAAAGAAUUCAAAUCUAAGGCAGCUCACCAGUGCGCCAUGCCUUCAAAACUUAAUGUAAAUGCGGCAGUUUUUCAAACGACGGGGAAUCCCCCUGAAAAGAAAAAUGAUUCAAACGGGAAUUCUGGAGCAAAAAAUCUGAGUGUGAAGAAUAACGCUAAAGAUACGAGGUUCCAGGCCACUGCCAGACCUUUUGUUCCCAAGAAGUUUCCACUUAAGUCUACUAUGAGCGUGUUCAGCAAUGGAAAUCACAGACCAGCUGCGGCUCAACAAGGAAACAUUGCCAAACCAGUGCAACAACGGGUGAAUUCCUUCCUCAACAACACUAGAACCACAAAUCCAUUUCUUACAUCCAGUCCAGCAUGUAACCAAGCACCUUUGGGAAACUUCAGGCCUGUCGGCUCCAUGGCACCACAACAGAACAACCAACAACAAGCAGGCGGGCAACUUGCUCGUCCAGUCGGGGGCUGGAAAGUGGGAGGGUCACAAAACGGUCAAAAACAUCAGUAUUUUCAAGGCCCUCAACAAAAUAAUUUACUACAGCAACAAGUGAAUCAGUAUUACCGGCUUUUAGGUCUGCAACAGAAGCUACAAUCCCAACAUCACCAACGACAGCAGCAAAUGGAAGACCCGUGUAUUUUGGCCUUUCACCCCAACACAGUAAACAACGACAAUUGCAGUGCCAACAAUCCAGUGUUCAGUCAGUUUGCAGCCGCAGUACUCAGUAAUCUCCGCAACGUAUCGCAGAGCGGAAAUCCAGCAAUCCGACCUCCUGUUGCCAUGCAAAUCUCAGCGAACAACCAACACCCAAUGGCAAACUUACCACCAUCAAAUAUCACCGUUAAGAACCCCAGCCAGUCGCUUCUAGACUACCCGAAUCCAAACCUGUCCAAGAAACCUCCUGAUCAGCUGACAUUCAAACCACAGCAAUCAAAGCAAACAUCGAACUUCGCGAUGAAACAUUCGUCUAAAUAA